This is a messenger RNA of Salvelinus sp. IW2-2015, 1559 nucleotides long. RefSeq names its product histone deacetylase complex subunit SAP30L. Gene Ontology annotation, cellular component: histone deacetylase complex. The record is from RefSeq and is a predicted model, not a curated record. Gene Ontology annotation, biological process: regulation of DNA-templated transcription. NCBI's taxonomy places the organism in Eukaryota, Metazoa, Chordata, Actinopteri, Salmoniformes, Salmonidae. Gene Ontology annotation, molecular function: transcription coregulator activity; protein binding.
GCUGCAGGAGCAGGGCAUGUUCAUUGUACAGGCUGUUCUGAAAGAAUACCGCGGCUAUUAAGGUGAAGUCUGAAAUACGUGAUUACUUCAAAGUUGUUUAAUCAGUGAAAGACGACUUUUGUGUUCCGAUUUAGUUUGAUAUGUGUUAACCGGUUGGAGCCGCAUGUACGAAUGAUCGAAAAGUAACGGUUGCACGUUGUACAAAAUCGACAUCACCGUUGUCGGCUCAGGAAUUUGUUCGCUAGCACAGCUAGCUUUGAUAGCAAGCCACCUUGUGGUCCUGUCUUGGCAUUCUAGCCUGUAUUGUGGUAUGGAUUUUUAUCCAUAGACAGUUUCUAGUUUGAUCAGGAAUCUCGUUAAAGUGUAAUUUUAAUUGUUGUAGUUUUUCGCAUUUGUUUAAUUUGAGAAAAACAGCUUUCUAGUUAACGCUUGUCUGUGAAGGGGGACAUUUUGGGAGGAGAAAAUAACGUUCUCAGUGGUUUUUACAAAAAACAUCCCCAAACCAACAAUCAUGAACGGGUUCAGCACUGAAGAAGACAGCCACGACGGCCCCCCAGCGCCGCCGUUUUACGGCCAGACUUGUUGUUUGAUUGAGGACGGUGAGCGCUGCGGACGAUCAGCUGGAAACGCCUCCUUCAGCAAACGGAUCCAAAAAAGCAUAUCGCAGAAAAAACUAAAGCUGGACAUCGACAAAAGCGUUCGACAUCUCUACAUAUGCGACUUCCACAAAAACUUCAURCAGAGUGUCCGUAACAAGAGGAAGAGGAAGACUAGUGACGACGGAGGGGAGUCUCCGGACCAUGACGUGGAAGUUCCAGAGGUGGACCUGUUCCAGCUUCAGGUGAACACGCUGAGACGCUACAAGAGACACUACAAGCUGCAGACCAGACCUGGCUUGAACAAGGCCCAACUGGCUGAGACUGUCAGUCGUCACUUCCGGAAUAUCCCGGUGAACGAGAAGGAGACUCUGACCUAUUUUAUUUAUAUGGUGAAGAGCACCAAAAGCCGACUGGACCAGAAGUCGGACGGUAGCAAACAGCUGGAGUAAAGGCCACCGAUUUUAACUUCCCAUACCAAGACUUGGACAUGGACACGUGUGUUUGAUAACAAGGUGUUUUCCGACAGGCAGCCAAAACUGAUCUUAAGACCGUUGUUGAGACUCCGCAGGGUAAUGUAAUGCUGUAAUGUGAAUAUGCUGAUAUGUACAAAAUGCACAGAUUAUGAAGAAAUCAGCAAACGGUAGAAUGCAAUGUAUGAUAACUGCCUUAAAGGUGUUUGUGUUUUUUGUUUUUGUUUUGCGUCGACUGUUAACAACUUUGAAGAAGAAAAAMUAUGGGUUUGUGCCAAACCAGAGUGUGCAAACUUAAGAUAUCAAUAAACUGGACAGGGUGCAUUUUGUGAAUGAAAAGAUCAUUUAAAAAAAGGUUUUAGGAAGCGUUGUACAUUUUCCCUGUUGUCCAGCUAGUACUCAUUCUGUUAUCCGGUGGUGUGACAUGCAUGUGAAGACUGAGGAAGUUGAAUGAUGUAGCAUUUUGGCAGACCAUUUCACUUUUUUUUUU